AUGAGGCACAGAAGUUUAGAUAUGCCAGCACCUAGUGCCGCUAAUUCUUCAUCUCUAAAUCCAGGCAAAAUUUUACCUCCUUCAAAUGUAGUAACUUGUUUACACGAAAAAAUAGCAGGAUUAGAAAAAAAAUACAAUCAAUUUGUCGGCCAGUGCUCGCAACUUAUGGACGAGAAGCCACAAAACACCUCCCCGAAUAGCUUCUUUUCAGAUGAAUUUCUUUCAACAUUUAAUCAUUUAUCCCCUGACCGUACGAAGUAUGAUUCAACUUAUUACAAUCAAAUAGGGCAAGCAGGAAUCCAAAAGAUUUUUAAAAAUAUAGUUACAAAAAUAGAGUUUGUUCGAGAAAGAAUAAUCCCAUUGCUUUCUCGGAGGACAAAUUAUAAAGAAGAAGCCUUAGAAUUAUUUUCGGAAUUAAAAGAUUAUAUUUGAAGCCAAAUGUUUGAAAAAGCUGAUAUGGACGUUGACAGUGGAGGAGAAACCCAUAAUGCCAGAGAAGUCCAGAGAUAUCAAGAAAUAUUGAAGUCAAUAAUAGAAAGUAAAAAAGAAGCUGAUGAAAAAAUUGAAGAGCUAAAAGACCUUUUGAAUAAGAAAAAGCUUGAAAAUAUUAAACUUGAAUAUAAAAUCCAACAAUUUCACAACAAAAUUGAGUCUUUGGUGGAUGAGAACAAAAAACUUAAAAAUGAUUUUGAAAUUGGCGACGCACUUUCAAAAACAUUGCCUAAAUCGAAAAACUUGAGUAAUGAGCCAGUCAAUAGAUUUAGAACUAUGAUGUCUCCAAAUAGGAAAAGUAGUGCAGAAGAUUUGAAAUUUGAGUUAAAAAAAAUAAAAGAAGAGUUACAAAGAAUUAAAGAAGAAAGAGACCUGCUUAAAACAUGAAAAGAAACUACAUCAAAGUCUUUGAUUCAAGAUUAUGAAAAUGAAAAAGCCUUAUUUCAAAGUAAAUUAGAUUCUUUACAAAAAAAACUGUUAGGAUUUUCUAAAGUCGCACAAAAUUUAGUUGAAGAUAGUUUUAGACACGAGAUGACACUAACAAGUGGCGAUUGGGGAAAUCUUCAAUAUAAAACUCAAGAUAAUCGAAGUAUAAGUAGAUCUAGACAAGAAAGUCCUAUGCUAAGUCCACUAGAAUCUCCAAAAGCAUCUGAAACAAAUAAAGGAUCUUCAUGCUCACAAUAUGAAACAAUUGAAUUUGUACAAUCAAAGCCUUUUGGAAAAACUACUAAUUCCUUUAUUAAAAAGCCGGAAAGAAAAACUCAUUUAAGGUCUAAUAAGCCUGCAGACAGAAGAUCUCCUAAAAUAACAGAGCGUUACGGAGAUACCAUUGAUGAUUUGAAAAGGACUUUGCAAGCCAGCAAUAAAAUUUCUAAUUCCCUCCGUGAGGAAAUAAAAACCAUUGGAAAAUCCUUAUUUUUUUACUCUGAGAACGAACAAAUAUUUUUUAAUAGAAAAAUUUUUGAUGAAAAAAUAUUUGAUAUAUAAGUGAUAAUUAGUAUAAUGAAAUCUCUAGCUAAUUCUGGUUAAUUUUAAACAGCUUGCAUUUUAAAACAUAAAUUUUGCAUAUUAAAUUAAAUUUUGAAGAAAAAAAAAUACUAUCAAAUAUAUAUAUAUAUUUAUACAUAAAUUUUUAAAAAAAAAAUUAGCCUCGUCUAUAAGCGAACAAAAAUUUUUUUGUUCGCUCACGUAGGGGAGUAAAGAAAAAAUCCAAGAUUUGAUAAUAAAAUUUGAAAAUGACAUACAAAAACAAAUGAGGGCGAUAAAUAGCAAUGUCGAAGAUAAAAUAGAUUUAUUUGAGAACUCAUUUAAAAAUAUGCAUGGGAAGCUUCAGAGCAUUUUUGAUACAAUGAUUUCUUAUACUAGUCUUAAUAAUAAAAGAAAAGAAACAAUUGACAGCUUAGAAAGAAAAUUAAAAAUACUUCAGUCUGAACUCGAAAAACAUAUUUCUAUGGAAGAACUUCUUGAUAGCAAAAUCAAAGCUAAAAGUUCUGAAAUUCUUCAAUUGACGACCGAGAAAAAUGAUUUGAAUAAAAAGUAUCAAGAUUUACAAAAGAAAUAUAAGGAAUUAGAUGAAAAUUAUCAAGGGAUUGGAUCACAAAUAAAAGACCUUGAAAAUGAAUUGCAUGAUAAAAAUGACGAAGUAAUUGGACUAAAUAAAAAACAUAAAGAAGAGAUAUCUAUUGCAGGAGCAAGAGUAGAAAAAUUACUUAUGGAAAUUUAUGAUUUAAAGGAUAAAAAGAAUGAGUUGGAGAACGAAAAAAAUGAGAUGAUAAAAGAUAUUGAGAAAUCAAAUGAUAUGCUAAAAAAUAUUCAAAAGUCUAUUCAAAUUAAUGAGCAAACAAUAUUAAAUCUGAGGAAAGACGCAGAAAAACAUAAAGGAGAUGAUGCUGAAAAUGCCAAGCUUAAAAAAGAAUUAGAUAUCUCUUGCAAAAAAGAAAAAGAUUUAUUCGAAAAAAUUGCUCAAUUAAAAUAUGACACAGAAAAUGAAGCCAAAACAUAUCGGAAUGAGCUUAUAAGAUUAAAUCAAAGUCUUGACGAUUACAAAGCUAAAUUUGAAGACCAAAAUUUCAAAAUAUCAUCACUAUCUACAGAGAUUGAAAAUUUGCACUUUAUCAAUGAAGAACUAAAAGACGAGCUUUUAGAGGCAGCCAACUCAAAAAACUUUUUAGAAAAUAAAGAAAAAGCUAGCAAAGUGCACCUAGAAAACGUUUUGGAAGAAAAAAAUUGAUUAAUUCAAGACCUCAAAUCAAAAGACGAAAAACUUCAAAAAUUGAAAUUAAAAUUUGAUGAUUUAACAAAAGAGCACAAAGAUUUAGAACUAAAAUAUGCGAACCAAGCAAAAGAAGUGAUUCUUUUGAACACAGACGCUCUUAGAACUCAAAAUGAUAAUUUAUCAUUAAAAGAUGAGUUAAAUUCUUUAAAGGAAGCCCAUAGUAAGCAAGAAAACGAGCUUGAAUCAUUAAAGAAAUCAUAUAAUGAUAAUGAAAUAAAUCUCAAAAAUUCCAAUAAAACUAUUGAGCUGCUAAAUGCUAAAAUAUUAGAAAAAGAAUCGGCUAUAAACUCAAAUAAUGAAAAAAUUAAUAUCCUACAAAAUGAAAUUUCACAAUUUUAUGAAAAAUCAAAUCAGCACGAAGCUUGCAUCAAUAAUGUCAAAGAAGUGGAAUCUAAGCUUCUUAUUGUAUCUAAAGAAAAAGAUUUCUUACUCCUCUCCCUCAGCCAGCGAACAAAAACAUUAUAUUCGCCUUGAAGGUAUUAAUUUUUUUAGAAGUUUAAAAAAAUCCAAAUUCAUAAUAAUUUUAAAGCAAAUAUUAAUUUAAAUUGUAAAAUACAUGCUUUAAAAUGAGAGCUGUUCAAAAUUAAACAGGUUAGUUAGAGAUUUUAUUAUAAUAAAUUAUCACUUAUAUAUCAAAAUAUUUUUAAUGAAAAAAUUGUUAUUACGGAUUUUUCAAUAGUUUUGCUCGUUCACAGGCAGGGAGGGAGUUAGAAAAAGAAUUGAAAUGCUUGAAAAAUUUAUAUCCAUUUUAUAUAAAUAGUUAUUUUAAGUUUAUUACAGCUAUUAAUAAAUUAAAAUGUUAUAUCUCGAACACUUUACUUUCAGAAAGUAUAAACACAGAUUUAACUUAUGAAAUUGAGGCGAAAUUACUAUUGAUAAAAGACUUAGAAGUUAAAUUGGAAGGCACAAAUAAAAAGUAUGAGCAAAAAUCUAAAGAGCUUAACGAUGAACUAAAAUUAAAUCAAGACUAUUUAGAAAACUUGCAAGAUGAGUUAAAUACAUACCAUCUAAGCUAUUCUCAGCAGCAAGACCAAUUAAAAGACGCUUUAGAAGCUGCAGCACAACUAGAUAAGCAAAAAUCGAUUCUACAAAAAGAAAUUAAUGAGCUAAAGCAAACUCUUUUAGACUAUGAAAAAAUUGUCGCAGAAAACAAUAAACUAUCUAUACAAGUUGAGGAACUUAAAUCAGAAAAAAAUAUAUUGGAAAAGCAUGAUGAUGAAUUCAGAAGGAAAUGUGAAGAAAUUGAAAGCCAGAAAAAUGAAUUAGAGAAAAAAUUAGAAACAGAAGAAAAUGAUAAAAAUAUAUUAGAAGAAACCAUUGAGUCUUUAAAAAAUAGCUCAAAAGUUUUAGAAAGUGAAAAUAGUGAGCUAUUAAAAUCCAUUGAAAUAUUGAAAAUUAAAAAAGAAGUUUUGGAAAAUGAAAAUAAAAGUCAGCAAAUUGUGACAAACGAGCUCAAAAUGAAGAUAACUAAUUUACAAGAAAUUGAAUCAGAAAAGUUUGAGAUGGUAAAAUAUUUACUCCCCCCCCCCCCCCCCGUGAGCGAACAAAACCAUUAGAAAAAUCGCCAUUUUUUGACCAAAAACCCACCCUCCGUGAGUGAACAAAAAUUUUUUUAAUAGAAAAAAUUUUAAUGGAAAAAAAAUUUUGAUAUAUAAGUGAUAAUUAGUAUAAUGAAAUCUAGAGCUAAUUCUGUUUAAUUUUAAACAAAUUGCGUUUUAAAACAUAAAUUUUGCAAAUUAAAUUAAUAUUUGCUUCCCAAUUUUUUGCAAAUUAGGAUUUUUUUAAAUUUCGAAAAAAUAUUUUUUAUAAAAUUUAUAUAUAAAUUUUUUUUUAAAAAAAAAAAAUUAACCCCCCUCCGUGAGCGAACAAAAUUUUUUUGUUCGCUCACGGAGGGGGGGGGGGGAGUUAGAAAUUAUUGAAGCAGAAAAAGAAAAAUUAGCAAAGAAUAAAGAAAUAAUUGAAAUUCAAAAUAAAGAGCUAACUGAAAAUAUGGAGUUUAACAAAAACACAAUUAAUGAUUUAUACCAAAAACUCUCUAUUUUUGAGGAAAUUAAAAGUAUAACUUGUUAGAUUAAAAUAUAAAAUUGGUUUGAAAAAAAUCCAAAUUUAUAAAUAAUUUUUUUAAAUUAAUAAUGAGUUAAAUAAAAGAAGUACAACAAUGAUAUGCUAUCAAAAGAAUUGCAAGCCUUAAAAGCAGAAAAAUCAGACUUAUUAAACCAGAUUUCACUAGCAGAAUCUAAAAGCAGUGAAAAGAAUAAGGACUUAGAAUUUUUAAGAAAUCAAAUUAUUGAGCUUGAAACAAAAGAAACCAAAUAUCAAGAGCAAAAUGAUCGUUUAUUUGAAAAUCUUCGUAUGUGUGAGGUAGAAAAUACCGAGUUAUCUCAAAAUAUACUUAAGCUAGAAGGCGAAAUUAAAGAUGUGCAUGAUGAACUCAAUGAAAAAAAGCAAGUUUUCGACAAGCUCACUGAGGAUUACAAUGAAAAAAAUAAAAUAAUCAGCGAAUUGACUGAAGAUUUCAAUGAAAAGAUUAAUGAAAAAGAUCAAAUGAUUAACAGACUCACUGAAGAUUUCAAUGAAAAAAUCAAUGAAAAAGAUCAAAUAAUUAGCAAACUCGCUGACGAUUUCAAUAAGAAGUUCAAUGAAAAAAAUCAAAUAAUUAGCGAUCUCAUUGAUGAUUUAAAUAAGGAAUUGAAUGAAAAAAAUCAAAUAAUCAGCCAGCUGACAGAUGAUUUGAAUAAAGAAUCUAGUGAAAAAAAUCAAAUAAUCAGCAAACUCACUGAAGAUCUAAGCAAAGAAUUGAAUGAAAAAAAUCAAAUUAUCAGCAAACUCAAUGAAGAUUUAAUAAAGGAAUCAAAUGAAAAAAAUCAAUUAAUUUCAAAGCUAACUGAAGAUUUUAAUAAAGAAUCCAAUGAAAAAAAUCAAAUAAUCAGCAAACUUACUGAAGCUUUAAAUAAAUCAAACGAAAAAAAUAAAAAAAUCAGCAAACUCUCUGAAGAUUUAAAUAAAGAAAUCAAUGAAAAAACUCAAAUAAUCAGUAAACUCACUGAAGAUUUACAUAAAGAAUCAAGCGAAAAAAAUCAAGUUAUCAGCAAACUCAUUGACUUCCACUCUCCGCUAGUGACCAAAAAAUCAUUGGAAAUAAUCUCUAGUUUUGGGUAAAAACUAAAAUAUUUUAUUAUAAAAAUCUCUUGUGAAAAAAAUAUUUUGAUAUAUAAGUGUUAAUAUUAUCCAAUCUGGAGCUAUUCUCUUAAUUUUAUUUUAAACAUAAAUUUUGCAAAUUAAAUAAACUCUUGUUUCUAAUUUUUGUGAAUAGUGAUUAUUUUAAAUUGAAAAAAAAUUUUACUAUAUAUAAUUUUUUAAAAAUAUAAAACCCUCGGUUAGUGGACUAAAUCUUUUUGUUCGUUCACAGAGUAUGUAGUGAGGAUUUAAAUAAAGAAUCCAAUGAAAAAAAUCAAAUAAUCAGCAAACUAACUGAGGAUUUAAAUAAAGAAUCCAAUGAAAAAAAUCAAAUUAUCAGCAAACUAACUGAGGAUUUAAAUAAAGAGUCCAAUGAAAAAAAUGAAAUUAUCAAAAAACUCUCAGAAGACUUAAAUGAUCAUUCCAUUGCAAUGAGCAAGCUCAAAGAAAAUAUUUUGGAAUCAGAGUCUCUCAUUGAGAAAUAUAAAUCAGAUAUAUAUAAUUUCAGAAAAGAUAUUCAAUCAUUAGAAAACCAGCUAAAAAUAAAAGAAGAUGCCAUUAUAAAGCUUCAAAAAGAUUUAACAAAUGAGCAGCAAAUUUCAAAAUGUCUCGAAAAUGAAAAAGUAUCUCUCGCACACCAAAAAGCAACCGAAAUAGCUAAAAUAAGUGAAGAUCUUGAAGAGGAAAAAAAGAGUAAUGAUUCUCUAUGUAUGAAACUGAUAGAAAUUAAAGAAAAGCAUGAAAUAACUCUUGAAGAAAAAGAUCAGCUUUCUAAUUACAAUAAAAAAUUAAGCAAAAAUACUGAGAAAUUAGAAGAAAAAAUAGAAAAUCAUGAAAGAACGAUUUCUCAUCAAGAGACAACAAUAAAUGAAUUAAAAGAAGUUAUUGGCUCUAAUAAAGAUCUUUUAAAAGACAAAUUAGUAGAAGUUGAAGCUAGGCUACAAGAGGCAGAGAGCCAAUUAGAAGAUAAAGAAAAAAUAAUUGCUCAGCUUAAAGAAGAAGCCAAUCAUUUUGACAACAAAUUAAAAAGCUUGAAUGGCACAAUUGAGGAUCUCAAAAUAGAAAAUGAUAAUUUGGAUAAAAAAAUUGAUGAAAUAAAAAGAACAAAAGACGAAGAAAUUUUAUUGAAUAAUAAAAAAUUUUCAGACGAAAAAGCUUUAUUGGUUUCACAUGUGAGUGGGUAUAAAUUGAAAUUAAACAAUCUCAAAGGUAAUUUAAGCGAUAUUGCAAAGGAGAUUAAAGAAUUUAAAGAAGAAAACAAUUUAAUGAUAUCUCAAAUCAUUGAUAAAAGCGAUAAACGAAAUAAAGAAUUCAGCAAUAUAAUAUUGAAAAAGGAUGAAGAAAUCAAACUAAGCAAAAAAGAAAUUUUGGAAGAAUUUGAAAAAAAUUCAGCUCUAAAUGAACAAAUAAAUCAGCUGCAUAUAAAAUUAUAUGAAGGCCAAACAAAAAGCGCAGGCUGGAGCGAUUUAAAAGAAAAUUUUGAAAAAUCAAUUAAAAGUUUGAGAGAAGACAAUGAAAAUUUAAGGGAUAUAAAUAAAAAAAUCAGCAAUGAAUUAGAGGCGUGAAAGCGAAACUACGAAGAAAUUUAUAAGAAAAAUGUUAGUAACAGGGACACGAUAGACAAAUUGACAGAAGAAAACCACAGCUUACAAUUGGAAAUUUCUAAUAAAAAUCAAAAAAUUGAAGAAUCAUCCAAAAUUCUUUCUAGUUUUAAAGAAGAGUCAAACAACGCCAAAAAUGAUUUAGAAAAAGAGAUAGAGCGUCUUCAAUCUCUUAUAGAAAUCUCUCUUUCCUCAAAGCCUAAUGAAAAUAAAGACGACUUAGAAGAUGAAAUCAAAUAUCUAUCUUUAGAUAUCAUUAAAUCCAAUUUAAUAGCAGUGGAAUCUGAAAGUGACAUACAAAUUAUUCGCACUUGCAUUGAUUCUUAUAUACAGAUUUCCGAGCUUUUGAAAUCAGAGCUGUCUAAUGAGCUUUCUACAGCAGAAAACUUAAAAAUGCUUAUUAAAUUUUAUAAUGAAAAUAUCUCAAAAUCUCCAUCAAGAUCUCCUACCUUAGAUACAAAAGAGCCUUAUAUUUCUCAGCUGAAAGACCUCAAAACACAAAUAACAAACCUUGUCCAAGAAAAUAAAUCCUUAAAAGCCCAUUCUCGCAAGCAAAGUAGAGAUUUUGAAGACCCAGACCUUAAUCCUUGCUCAGUCCCUAUUGUAAUUGCAAAAUGCGUCAAAGUAGAUGGCAUUAAAUGGGUUCUCGUUAAAGAAUCUGAUGGAAAUUAUAUUUGGUAUCAGGAAAACCAGCUUUCUUUAUCUCAUGAAGUCAAUGAAUCAGAAGAAGAUAUAGAUGAAAUCAAAACAGCUUUAGGAGAAUACUAUCAAGGGAGUAUAUUAAAAUCGAUUUAUGUGCUGAAACAGCAGUCUUCACCACCGAAAAAAACUGAAGCUAAAGAAAGCCAGACUGAGUGUAUUUUUGGAGAUGUCUUUGGGGAAAUUUCACAUAUAAAAGAUACACCUUUUGUAUCAGUAGAUUUUGAAAAUGAGUUUGAAAUAUAUUUGACAUCAGAAGUGGAGUCUGAGUCAAAUUCUAGUAAUUUGAAAAGUGAUUUAGAAAAAAUUAAGCAUGAGCUAGAAAAAAAGACCAUUAAGUAUUUAGAAAAAAAGAGGAGACUUAAGCUGAAUCAAGAACAGAUUGAUAUCUUAAAGCAGCAAAUUAGAGAAAAUGACGCUAAAAUAAAGCAGUUAGAGCAAAUCAGAGAAAAUGACGCUAAAAUAAAACAGUUAGAAUCGAUAGAUUUGAAUUAUUUGAAAAAUCUAUUUUCAGAGCUCAUCAAAGGCACUCCACCCUUGGCAAAUGACGUUGAAAGAAUUGUGAAAAUAUUUUACAAAAUUUUGAAUUUUUCACAAAGCGAAGAAGAUAACAUCCAAAAUGAAAGGAAGAACAAGCGUCCUAAAAAUAUUAUUAGUCUGUUUCGAUAA
Blepharisma stoltei is the source of this 8913-nucleotide messenger RNA. Lineage: Eukaryota; Ciliophora; Heterotrichea; Heterotrichida; Blepharismidae. The record is from the annotation of a GenBank genome assembly.